AUGGCAAACAGAUCAAGGCCUCAGAAGACAAGGGUGCCAUACAGAAAGUAUGUUGCUGGCGAGGGGUUCUCCAAAGUAGGCUUUACGAGACAAGACAGAGCCCAUAAUAAGGAGGAUGUUGUUGCGGUGGAUAAUGCCGCCAACGACCAGCAGGAGCUCCCCAGAUCCUCGUUGAAUCCGAACUCCAUGAUGACACUUCCCUGGGAGUUGCAGAAACUCAUUAUAAAAUACUCAGAGAGGCCGGCGCUAAAUUAUCUAUUGGUAUGUUCGCGAUGGUACUGGUUAACCGUGCCCUUGAUAUACCGUAGUCCGAAGUUGACUAGCAAAAACUUCAGCAACUUUGUUACCGCGGUGAUUGCCGAUCGGAAGAAGAAGAUGGGAUCUUACGUUUGUGAACUGGACCUUUCGACGAUUAUGCAAAGUGGCAAGAACUCAUACGUGUCAAAACUUUUGCGACGGUGUUCCCCGCACUUGGAAAAGUUCACCGCGCCGCAGACAAGUUUUGGGUACGCGCCGUUAAUAUCGUUGAAGGCAUGCUGCGAGUUAAAAUAUCUGGAUCUAGGAUUAGUCUCCGAAACCGUUAAACUGAAAGAGCUGUUCCAAGCGAUCAAGAACUUUACUAAGCUAACUCACCUGUCGUUCCCACGGAGCUCCAUAGAUUGCAAGGGAUGCGAGGGGUUUGUUUGGCCCUCUAAUUUACAGUACUUGAAAUUGAGCGGUGGGAUAACAAACGAAUUUAUUAGAGACACUACAUGGCCGGCCACAAUAAAAACGCUGGAGUUUUCGUACUGUCCACAGAUCGACGAGAACUCACUAUACGUUCUUUUGAUGAGGAUUGGCAACAAUCUCAGACAUUUGUACUUCCACUACCCGAUGCCUUCCCUUAGAGACAAUUCACUGGAUUAUGUUUUCCGUUACUGCACAAACCUCAUCUCCAUACAGUUAACGGUAGACUACGUUACGAAGUGGGCGUUCUCGGAGUACAUGCUCGUAGAAAUAGAAGGCUUUGAAAGACCAUUGAAAACCAUAUACCUGGUAUCAAGCGGCGCGCUCGGGAUGAGCGCAAAGAUCCACCCAGACGAUUUCACCAUAGCCAUUAUGGAACAAAGGUUACCACAUCUGCAGAAUCUGAGCGUCUCCUCCAAGCUCGGUUGGGACAUGAAGAGCAGCGACGUGGAGGACCUAGUCACGGCAAUCGACGACCAAGAUGGCGGCCUUUACUUGAGCCACUGA
This is a messenger RNA of Huiozyma naganishii CBS 8797, 1233 nucleotides long. RefSeq names its product Pfu1p (gene PFU1). Bases 1 to 1233 code for a protein of 410 amino acids. Lineage: Eukaryota; Fungi; Ascomycota; Saccharomycetes; Saccharomycetales; Saccharomycetaceae. The record is from RefSeq and is a predicted model, not a curated record. The transcript has a single exon.